AUGGCAGCCUCAUUACCCCCUGACCUGCGGGUCUUGUGUCGAAAACUCACCUCAAUCCCCCCAACCCAGCUCCCUCACGCGCUGCCAUCUCUCAUCAACCAUGUUCUUCACUGCAAGGAGCCAUUGUCUGCGCCCCAGGAGCGAAAGGUCAAGGACAGCUCCGCCGAGGGCGCUCAGCUGGUCCAUAAGCUCAAGGCCAGCAUCACCACUCACUUGAACGGGCGAAGUCGUGAGGCCAGGUUCACAGCAAUUGGUCUUAUCAAGGCCGUCGUGGACGUUGGUGGAUGGGAAGUUCUACAAGGAUGCAAGCCAUGGGUUGGCGGUCUACUGUCUAUUGUCGAGAAAAGCGAUCCUGUCGCCUCCAAAGAGUUGGCCGUGGUCACUCUCACCAGGAUUUACAUGCUCGUCCAGCCAUACCAGACUCUUGUGAGAGAGAUCGCCACUCCCACUAUCCCAACAUUCAUCACUGCUUGCCUCAAGCUCAUCAAAGCCAACUCUGCCGAGAGUCUGCAAACUCCUCUGUCUGUGGUUGAGACCAUCUGCGACGCCUUCUCUGCCUUGAUACCGCUUUAUCCCACCACGUUCCGCCCCUCUAGCUCCAAAAUAAGAGCUGCUAUCCGGUCAUUCCUCGUUCCCACUCUUUCAGACGACAUCGUUGUUCCCCAGAGCUUGCAGAGGGCUUCACGAAGACUUGUCAUUUCGCUUCACCACGUUGCCGCUAAGUCAGGGGGCAGCGAUGAGUGGGCCAAGCUGGUCGAUCUUCUCCUCAAGGACCUUCAUUCUACAGCCGACCAGGUCUUGAGGGCCGUUGAGGAGUCAUGGGAAGGUUCAAAUGGCUACAGUCGAUCGCGAGUCGAACUUGACGGGGAACCCCAUGGCGGUGGCGCGUCCGCCGAGGAGCUCCCAUCGUGGACGGGUAUCAAUGCUGGCGCUGAUCGCUUGAUCGGCCUGUUUCAUUAUCUCUCAGACUGCCUGCGGUAUCCCACCAAGGCACCUGUCACGAUACCUACUAGUGCCCUGGUCGAUGCUGCCUCUCGAGUACUCCUGAUAGCUAGACUCUCGCCCAAAUCCCAAUCCUGGGAUCAGGCUCUCCCGACCGUUGCUGCCAUCGGCCGAGAGGAGAGAGAGGAGCUCUGGGCUGCCAUGCCAGAUAUUCACAUUGCUGCUCUUCACCUGCUGCAAACUCUGUUCCAACGCCUGGAGCAGAACACGGUGGCUCUGGCCCCUGAGGUCCUUGACCACCUUGUCCGAGUAUUCAAGUCGGGAAUCAACCUCCCCAGCGUGCGAAUGACUGGCUACGCUAUUUUGAAAGAAAUUCUCAUUCUUUCCGGCCCGACACUAUCGAAAUCGUCCGUCGAAAGCCUGGAUCCUCUGCUCGGUGCAUGCUGCAGGGAUCUACAGCAAGACGCUGGACAUCUCAAGGAGUCCGAGAAGCCAGCAGCCUCCACGACAGACCCCAAAAAGAACAGCAUCGCCGCCAAUGCCGAUCUCUUCCUCCAGCCCCAAGCUUCCGCCGUCGUUGCAGCAACCCCUCUUGAGCCAGAGCACGAGGCCGCUGCCUCUGCUCUCCUGGCCAUUAUUCCAUCAUGCCUGCCACAGCGCUAUCUCAAGCCAUCUGUGCGCGGUCUCGUCGACCAGACAGCUAUCGUCACCAGUAACCGCGAUGCCAUGCUCGCGAGCGUCCUCAACCCGUACAAGGAUCAGCGAGGUCGGGUAUAUCCCAGCAUCCUUCCUCACCUGACACAGCAGUUUCCCGACGAUCAAGGGCUUGAGAUUCUACGCACCAACCUUCGCGCUGGCGCUCAGAGCCUGGCUGAGGGUGAGCCACCGCUGGAGGAGCUCCCUGUAGCAGGUGAGGAAGAGGAAGAGGAGGAGGUGCAAGAUGAGGAGAUGAAGGACGACAAUGUCGAGGAAGAGUCAGCUACUAAGAAGACGGGCGAUCUCUUCAAGCCAGCGACUCUACCCACCCCACAGCUCGAGAAGAACCUACCCAUCCAGAGCAACCCCUUUGCGCCCAGCGAAAAGGUCAAAUCCACCACAGCCGACACAGAUAGGAACGCCCGGGCCGGCUCUCCACCCAAACGGAAGCAUGAAGGCUCGGAUCCCGCGCCGCCAAAGAGACAAGUCCUGGAAAAGUCGUCGUCUCCUGAUCGGGUGCUCGCCGCGCCUGUCUCGACUGCUCCAGCCGCAGAGGAGGAGGACGACGACGAUGACGAGAGCGUUCACUUGAACAUGGAGUUGGAUGAUGACGAUGAGGAAGAUGACGACGAAUAG
Molecule: messenger RNA, 2274 nt
Organism: Fusarium falciforme
Lineage: Eukaryota; Fungi; Ascomycota; Sordariomycetes; Hypocreales; Nectriaceae
Product: Pre-rRNA-processing protein RIX1
Exons: 2
Coding region: 1-2274 (757 amino acids)
Biological process (GO): rRNA processing
Cellular component (GO): nucleus
Source: RefSeq, a predicted model, not a curated record